AUGUGUGCAUGCUUUGUUGUUGUUGUUGUUGUUGAUCACGCCUUUAUCCCUCACUUUGAACUUGACGAGGUCGUUGUGGUUCCUUCCAUUCCUUUUUUGUGUUGUCGGUUCCCUCCAGUCUAUUUCACGGAUGGUGUUGUUUUUUUUGUUGUUGUUGUUGUUUUUUUGGUGGGAAGGAAUGAACCCCUCCCCCCAGUGGCUCAUGUAUUCUCCUCCGUCAUGUGCAUGUCUUUUUCUUUUUCCCUCUUCUUCUUUUUUUGCUCGCAUGUUCAUGCCGCAUCCAAAGGCCACACACACAUCCUCUGCCUUUCUCUCUCUCUCUCUCACUCUAACGAGUAG
This is a messenger RNA of Trypanosoma cruzi, 339 nucleotides long. RefSeq lists its product as uncharacterized. The record is from RefSeq and is a predicted model, not a curated record. NCBI's taxonomy places the organism in Eukaryota, Euglenozoa, Kinetoplastea, Trypanosomatida, Trypanosomatidae. The transcript has a single exon. The coding region runs from base 1 to 339 and encodes 112 amino acids.